CCGGCAGGUGACCUCGCUCUUCCCGCUCAAGAUCGAACUCGGUCGCCUCCAAGAUGAUGCGCCGUCGCGGCCUCCGCAAUUUCUGCCACGGCGUCGCCUCCACGUCGACGCUGCAGCAGCUCCACGGCAAGGAGGAGCUGGGCAGCGGCGCGGGCGCCGCGUCCUCGUCGUUCCUCACGGUGCCACCAUCGAUGGUUGGCUCGUGCGUGGCCGAGACCGAGGUGAGCGGCACGGGCACCGGUGGCGCUGGUGGUGGUCCGGCGGUCACGCUGGAGCAGAUGAUCCUGCAGCUGGACCUGGAGGAGGAGGCAGCGAGGAAGGCGCGGCGCGCGGCGGCGGGGGAGGGGGAGGGAUGGUGCCCGCGGCGGAUGUCGUGCGUGGACGGUGGCUCGGCGGACCACGUGCUCCGGUCGGCGCGGGACGCGCUGAGCCAGUACCCGCGCUUCUCCCUCGACGACCGGGACUCCAUGUACCGCGCGUCGUUCAGCGGAUACUAUGAUGCCAUGGGCCGGAACGAUGCCAUUGCUGGCGUGGUCGCCGGCGGCCGCCUCAGCCCCCUGUCGAGGGCGUCGGUAUGCUGCGCCGCUGGGGCGGGGUGCGGGGCGCUCGCGUGCAGCGCGGGUGGAUACGAGAUGGACCCGGAGCGGACCCUGCGGCUGCCGGCCACGGUCGCGGGGGAGAGCGUGGUAUGGUGCAAGCCCAGCGUGGUGGCCAAGCUCAUGGGGCUGGAGGCCGUGCCCGUACCGGUCAGGGGAGGGCCCCGGCGGAGGAAGGCCAGCGGGUCGCCGCCGGUGGCAACUUACGGCGGCGUCAGGAAGCACAGGAUGAGGAGGACGGGGCAAGAGGAGCUGGCAUUCAAGAAGGAGAGGCUCUUCAUGGCGCUGCAUGGCUAUGACGUCGUCGGGGCUGGCGCGGGCCACGCUGGCGCCCUCCGCUCCAGCGUCGGGCCCGAUGUCUGCGGGAUGGACAAGGACGGCGAUGGCUGGAAGUUUCGGCUACGCCGUUGACGGGAGACCGAUCGACGUCCGUCGUCAAUGUGUACGGUUCUUUUUUUUAAAAGAAAAUGUAUGACUGGCUAACACAUACGGCGUGCCGAUCUGUGGUUAUA
Phragmites australis (common reed) is the source of this 1108-nucleotide messenger RNA. RefSeq lists its product as uncharacterized. Bases 54 to 1007 code for a protein of 317 amino acids. The record is from RefSeq and is a predicted model, not a curated record. The transcript has a single exon. NCBI's taxonomy places the organism in Eukaryota, Viridiplantae, Streptophyta, Magnoliopsida, Poales, Poaceae.